AUGGAGCCCGCGGCCCCCUCCGCGUCCUCGGCCUCGCCGGCCGCGUCGCCGGCGGGGAGGCGGAGGACGGCGCCGGAGGCCGCGGAGCUGAGGGUGCGGCGGCGGACGCUCGAGACCGUGCUCGAGCAGUGCCAGCGCGCGCUCGAGCUCAUGCGCGACGCCGAGGGGGAGGACGGGGAUCCGGAGGAGGAGGACGAGGAGGAGGGGGAGGAGGGGGAGCGGGAUCCGGAGGACGAGGGGGAGCGGCGGGCGGGCGGCGACGUCAGCGAUGGGGAGGGGCAGCCUCCGACGCCGGAGCCGUCGGAGACCGACUACGAGACGGACGAGCUGUGUAAUCUUCUCAAAUCGAGGGUCGAAUCACCUGAAUUUCUAGAAAAGCUUGAUAACAUUCAGAAGUCAGUAUACCAACAUGGUGCAGUAGAUGAAACCAUAUCAUGGGAUAUCGUAAGCGCAGCAGAUAUAUGGGAUGAUAAGAGUAUGAAUGUCAGUGAUGAUUCAGAGGAUGGAUAUGUUCUAGUUAAGCAAGAGGAUAUAGUUGAUGGGAUUGCAUGCUUCAUGGCUGCAUACCUGCUGUCGCUGAAAGAAACUAAGGAAUUGACGCCCAAUCAACUUCAAGAAGCCCUUAGCAAGACAUUUUCAACUAAAAAGAGGAAAGGCAAACUUCAGAAGGCAUGGGCCGGAACACAAGUUAUUUAUAAUGUAGCAUCAUGGAGUGCAACAGCUAUUGGUAUCUACCAGAAUCCGGCGAUUCUAAAAGCAGCAACAGCGGCCUUCUGGACAUCCUGCCGCGUGGUGUCCAAGUUCCUGUGA
This is a messenger RNA of Triticum turgidum subsp. durum (durum wheat), 810 nucleotides long. The record is from the annotation of a GenBank genome assembly. NCBI's taxonomy places the organism in Eukaryota, Viridiplantae, Streptophyta, Magnoliopsida, Poales, Poaceae.